UGAUGUGUGCAACUUGUGUAAAGAAAUCACAAAAUAAGGAUGACCAGCUGAUGCAAUGUUUUAGUUGAUCAUUUCAUCAGCCAGAAGAACAAAGUACGAUUUUUUUCCGAUAUAAAAGAAAUGUCAAACUGAAUCUGCACUCAUGUACUGCGCGGACCCUGACCCACUAACUUCGUUUAUUGUUCGAGUGAGGGCGCCCUUUACGCUUGUUGAUUAAUUCCAGCAUGGCCGACGUCGUGGGUGAAGGAGUGUCCAAGCUUUCCAUGGAGGGAGACCAGAAAAAGGAAGCUAAGCAGACCGCCAAGCAUGCCAAGGGUGACAAGAAAGGCAAAACACCUGCACCCGGGGCCUUUCCUGUUGAGUUGGAUCCAUGGCCGGCUUACAUACAGGAGAGGGUCGACCUGUUCGACAAGCUGAAGGCGGAAGCAGAUGCAGAACUCGCUGCCAAAGAGCGCACCCCCAUCAAGGUCACCCUACCAGAUGGGAAGGAGGUUGAAGGCAAGGCAUGGGAGACCACACCCUACAUGAUAGCUGCUGGCAUCAGCCAGGGACUGGCCGACAAUUCCGUGGUGUCUAAAGUGAACGGCGUCGUGUGGGACUUAGACCGCCCUCUAGAGGAAGACAGCCGAGUGGAGCUGCUGAAGUUCACCGACGACGAGGGCCAACAGGUGUUCUGGCAUUCCAGCGCCCACAUGCUGGGCGAGGCAAUGGAGAGACAUUACGGGGGGUGUCUGUGCUACGGACCGCCCAUCGAGGGUGGCUUCUACUAUGAUAGCUACAUCGAGGGAAGGCAAGUGUCCAGCAACGACUUCAAAUCCUUGAUGGAGGUCGUCAAGAAGAUCCAGAAAGAGAAGCAGCCGUUUGUCCGGCUUGAGAUGAAGAAGGAAGACCUGCUCAAGAUGUUUGAUUACAAUAAGUUCAAGAAGCGCAUUCUGAAUGAGAAGGUCACCACGGCAACCACCACUGUAUACAGGUGUGGUCCUCUGAUCGACCUUUGUCGGGGUCCUCAUGUCCGACACACUGGCAAGGUCAAAGCCAUGGACAUUGUCAAGAAUUCAGCAACCUACUGGGGCGGGAACGCAGAGGCCGAGUCCCUCCAGCGGAUCUACGGCAUUUCAUUCCCAGACACCAAGCAGCUCAAGGAGUGGCAGCAUUUCCAGGCUGAAGCUGCCAAGAGAGACCAUCGUAAACUAGGAAAGGAGCAAGAGUUGUUCUUCUUUCAUGAGCUGAGUCCUGGCAGUUGCUUCUUCCAACCCAAAGGAGCCCACAUCUACAAUGCUCUCAUUGCCUUCAUCAGGAGUGAAUACAGGAAACGUGGUUUUCAGGAGGUCGUAAGUCCGAACAUCUACAACAGUCGGCUGUGGAAAACCUCUGGCCACUGGCAGCACUAUGAUGACAACAUCUUUAAAUUUGAGGUGGAGAAGGAGACAUAUGCGCUGAAGCCAAUGAAUUGUCCCGGUCACUGUCUUAUAUUUGAUCAGCGCCCACGAUCGUGGCGUGAGCUGCCACUCCGCAUGGCAGACUUUGGCGUGUUGCAUCGCAACGAGCUAUCUGGCGCCCUCACUGGACUGACACGGGUCAGACGCUUUCAGCAGGACGACGCGCAUAUAUUCUGCGCCCAGGAAAUGAUCCAGCAGGAGAUAAUGGGUUGUCUGGAGUUCCUGAAGGCUGUCUACGACACCUUUGGCUUCACCUACAAGCUGGUUCUCUCUACCCGCCCCAAAAAAUACCUUGGAGACAUUGAAGUCUGGGACAGUGCUGAGAAGCAACUGGCAGCCACGCUAAACGAGUUCACUAAAGACUGGAAGCUGAACCCGGAGGAUGGUGCCUUCUAUGGGCCUAAGAUUGAUAUCAGCAUUCAAGAUGCCUUGAAGCGGUCUCAUCAAUGUGCAACCAUCCAGCUAGACUUCCAGCUCCCCAUCCGCUUCAACCUCAAAUACUCAAGUGCUGAGGGUAUUGAGAAGAGACCCGUCAUGAUCCAUCGUGCCAUCCUGGGCUCCGUGGAGAGAAUGAUUGCCGUUCUGACGGAAAGCUACGGCGGAAAAUGGCCGUUCUGGUUGUCCCCCCGACAAGCCAUGGUGAUCCCCGUCGGACCCGUCUUCAACGACUACGCUACCGAGGUCAAGAACCAGAUCUUCCAGGCUGGAUUCUGCUGUGAGGUGGACCUUGACGCCGGCGACACCAUGAACAAGAAGAUCCGCAACGCUCAGCUGGCACAGUUCAACUUCAUCUUUGUGGUUGGUGAGAAAGAACAGACCAACAAGACGGUCAAUGUCCGCACCCGAGACAACAAGGUGCACGGUGAACACGGCCUGGAUGCAGUCAUAGCACGCUUCCAGGAACUCCAGAACACUCGAGCUAUCAACAGUGAAGACACCUUUUAAUUAAACAUGAAACAUCUGUAGAGAUGUUACAACAAGCACUCAAGCUUUCAACUUUGUAUAGCAUGUAUAAUCCUUCAUUAAACAGCCAUGGAUGACUUCAGUCAUUCAUGAAACAGCAGUAGACAUGUUUAAACAGUGAUAUUUACAGCUUUCAUGAUAAGUAUGCUUACAUUUUAAUACUCUUAAUACUCUGGAAUUCUUUUAUUGCAACAUGUUAUGGGCUCCGUGCACAAGUACCCCUUCAACAGCCAGAAAAGGAGAGUUGGGGGAGACCUAGACUGGUUCCCAGUCCAUCCACUACGCAUUUCAAAUGUAUCCAAAGUUAUUGGGGCGGGGAUUAGUCUGGGAGACCAUCAUAGGUUAAAUUUGAAUGCCUUCAAUUCGCGCGCUGACGACGCCUGAUGCUCAUGUAUAGACGCUGUGGCUAAUAGCUUUGGCACAUACAUGAAGUCAUGCGCACUUCUCGCAUGAACGAGUUUGCACAUGCUGUGUGUCCGUCCGGCCAUGGAGCUCUCAAAAAUGGUAACAAGGCGGCCUCUUUUGUUGGCGAAAGGAGCCUAUUGACGUAAGAGCAUAUCAAUGUUGGAGGUGUCAUAUGAAAAUUGGACUCGUAUGAAAACCGGACUCUUUUUCCCUUUGAUUGGUUGAACCCUCUCAAGUGACCGGUCCCCCUCCUAACUAUCUAUGCAUGAGCAUGCGCAAUGUCACCAAUGAGUCCGUAUUUCAUAAAACCUAAAUUCAUGCUACAGAGGUCGUAAAUUGUGUACUGUGAAGGAAUUUCAAGAGUUUCUGAACAUUCUGAAGGAUUGAAAGCUCAUGUACAAAUAAAAUAGGAAUGCUUCUCACUGGAAUGUAGAAGUGACAUUUAAAAGUUGUUGAUUCUCCUUAACAAAUAUGGCAUGUGGAUACCAGAAA
Patiria miniata (bat star) is the source of this 3299-nucleotide messenger RNA. Its product is annotated as threonine--tRNA ligase 1, cytoplasmic-like. Gene Ontology annotation, biological process: threonyl-tRNA aminoacylation. The transcript is spliced from 19 exons. Bases 225 to 2384 code for a protein of 719 amino acids. Gene Ontology annotation, molecular function: threonine-tRNA ligase activity; ATP binding. Gene Ontology annotation, cellular component: cytoplasm. The record is from RefSeq and is a predicted model, not a curated record. Lineage: Eukaryota; Metazoa; Echinodermata; Asteroidea; Valvatida; Asterinidae.